Molecule: messenger RNA, 3701 nt
Organism: Salvelinus sp. IW2-2015
Lineage: Eukaryota; Metazoa; Chordata; Actinopteri; Salmoniformes; Salmonidae
Product: protein FAM110A
Source: RefSeq, a predicted model, not a curated record
AGGAGGAGUGAGCCAGCCUUUAAAGGUUUGUCUUCAGACAGCACUCAGCACAUGCUCACAAGACGCAGACUCKUGAUCUACAUUCUCAUAGCCAGCUUUUCACUUAGACGAGAGGACUCUUCAGUGUUCCAGAGAGUGUUCUGUUCCAGGUCUGUGAGACUCCACUGAAGAUCCRGUUCGUGAACACUCACAAGAGCCCUGCUGGAACAUCACCCAAGGGUACCCUGGGAAUCUGUGGAGCUGCCAGUUGAUCUGCUGCGUUUGAGGAUAGUGGGAGGACCGGACAGACGGAGCAGGAGAUUUAGUCGCUCAGACAGUCUGACAGUUUUCUGCUGUGUGAUUUAGUUAAAGGGACCAACCAGCAGCUGCCACCCCAGGAUAUGCCCCCAUUGGGUCACUGAGCCGGACUGAUGUGUUGUGCGAGCCAUGGUGACUCUGUCCCAUAAGUAGCCUUUCAGUGAGGAAGACUGCGAAGAGGACAGACAAUAGACCAGAGGAACGACGUGAAGAAAGGAGGAAGAGCAGCAGCAGAUAAACCACUCCAGAAUGCCUGUAGAGACCCUCCGGCCCUCAGACGGGCGUCUGGCAGGGGUCCCCUUCACCUCAGCCAUGCCUUUCCGUAUCCUCAACAAGGGACCCGGCUACUUCCGGCGGCCCGCGGAGCCCGGAGCCGGUAAGCUGAGUGCUGUGGAGCGUCUGGAGGCGGACAAGGCCAAGUACGUGAAGAGCCAGCAGGUGGUGCUCACCAGGCAGGAGCCUGUCAAACCACCCAUCAUCCGCAAGCCUCUGCUGUCCCCGGGCAUGAUGCUGCAGUGUCGGAUCAACGCCCCCCCGGCCCGCAAGGUGCCCCGGCGGCCGGCCGACUCAGAGAACGGAGGAGGGACAGGAGGGGUAGGGUGGCGGAGGGGACCACCUCUUAACCUMGAGAUCCUCAACAACCUCAUCAACAAUGUGUGUGAUGGACCCCUUCUCUGCUCCCCAUCUUCCGUCCCCUCCUCGCCCUCCACCUCCUCUCCUUCAUCUGGGGGGAACAGCAUGGGGAAUGGACUCUCAGCUGACCAGGAGAGGAGCAAUCGAGUCCUGAGCAACCUUAAACCUGUUAAUAACUGCAACACCUCCUCCUCCACCACCUCCUCCUCUUCCACCUCCUCUCCCCUCAACAACAACAACAGCCAGACCUGCCCUGCCGAGCCCAGCCACCGGCCGCCCCCUGUCCCAGCACGGGGCAUCAGGGUGGGGGUGCCAGCGCCCUACAGCUCUCCUAACUCAGUGACGGUGCGCAGGGUGGAUGUGAGGCCCCAGGCUGAGCCGAGGAAGCCCCAGAGGACCCGGUUUCAGCCUCAGAUCAAGCCCAGACAAACUUCCCAGCCCCAGGUGGCUCAGACCCCAUCACCACCACCCUCACAGCAGGCCAAGCCCCAGCCCCUCACCCCCACCCGGGCUUUGCCCUCUCCCCCAACCUACCUGCCUCCCAGCCCCAUGCUGAUCCGGGCGGACAUGAUGCCCCCAGCCUCCCCUGCUUUCACCCGCCUGUCCUCAGCCAGCUCCAGGGGGUCUCGGCCCGGCUCGGCCCGGAAACACCCCUCCCUACACCGCUCCAAGUCUGACCUGAGCGACCGGUACUCACGAGCCACAGCUGACCUGGAGCGCUUCUUCAACUACUGUGGGCUGCACCCAGAGGAGGUAGAGGGCAUGGGGGGAGUGGAGCGCUUCGCCAGGGCCAGCUCAGACAUUGUGUCUGUGUCCAAGCUGCGCAGCGCCAGCACCCCCAGCUCUGAGUGUGAGCAGGCGCGGGAACAAGUGGAGGUGGAGGGCGAGGAGGGUCCUGCUCGACCCGGGGACCGUGUGCCCUACGGAAUCUCAAUCAUCGAGAGGAACGCUCGUGUCAUCAAGUGGCUGUACGGGAUCCGGCAGGCGCGGGACGCUGUGUCCAACGUUUAGAGGAAAGAGACAGGAGGGGGAGGCUCUGGAAUGAUACCCAGGCCUAGAGGAAAGAGACAGGAGGGGGAGGCUCUGGAAUGAUACCCAGGCCUAGAGGAAAGAGACAGAAGGGGGAGGCUCUGGAAUGAUACCCAGGACUAACACAGGUUGUUUUUUAUUUAUUGAUAAAUCCCACAGACAAUUGAGGGGUACAUAUUUUCCAGGAGGACAUUGUUAUUCUGUAUUGUGUUGCCUUACGGCAUGUAUAGUAUCAUUUCUUAGAAGAGAAGAAGGACCAGAAAUCACACUCCUCUCUAAACAAAUAUUCAAAGCAAUAAUGGCAGUGGUAGAAAUGACGGAAUGCUGAGGAUGAUGGUGAUGUUGACCAGAUGCUGUGGUUCCUGCUGUCACUGUCUGUCUGAAAUACAGGUACUUCGGAGGCUGUGUUUAGAGUUCCGGGCCCUGUUCUCUCUGCACAGGGGUCCAGGGCCCUGUUCUCUCUGCACAGGGGUCCAGGGCCCCGUUCUCUCUGCACAGGGGUCCAGGCCCCGUUCUGUCUGCACAGGGGUCCAGGCCCUGUUCUGUCUGCACAGGGGUCCAGGCCCUGUUCUGUCUGCACAGGGGUCCAGGCCCUGUUCUGUCUGCACAGGGGUCCAGGCCCUGUUCUUUCUGCACAGGGGUCCAGGGCCCUGUUCUGUCUGCACAGGGGUCCAGGGCCCUGUUCUGUCUGCACAGGGGUCCAGGGCCCUGUUCUGUCUGCACAGGGGUCCAGGGCCCUGUUCUCUCUGCACAGGGGUCCAGGCCCUGUUCUGUCUGCACAGGGGUCCAGGGCCCUGUUCUGUCUGCACAGGGGUCCAGUGCCCUGUUCUCUCUGCACAGGGGUCCAGGCCCUGUUCUGUCUGCACAGGGGUCCAGACCCUGUUCUGAAUUUACAGAAUCUAAUGAUGCAAGAAAAGGCUCUGGGUGUUCCACAGCUCUCACACACGUGUGUGUGUGUGUGUGUGUGUGUGUGUGUGUGUGGAGCAAGAAAGACUAGAACUUCAUUGAUACUGUGAAACAUGAAAGCUUCCAUUAAAAUAACCUGUUUUACUUUCUUGUAACCUUGGCUGUAAGACUGUUAAUUAAUACCGUUGCUGUCAAGCAUGCAAGUGAAAGUUAAUAUGUGUCCUCAUCUCAACAAAGCACGAUCACCUAUACUCACGCCUCACAGUUGAAACAGACGUGUUCAGGUCAGUGAUAGAGUAUGGUCAAUCACUGUGUCUGCGUUUUCUGUACCGCAAUUGAACACGGUCUCUAAUCAAACACGGCUGCAUUGGUCAAGUUAGUCUCUGUUUAUUCAGGGAAAAAGGUAUCUGUCUGGGCACGGAUGACAAAGAUAGUCUUGUGAUGAGUGGAUGGUUGAGGUAAGUGUAGGUUGGAUGAGUAGGGUGCUGUCUGGGGUUCUAGGAGAGACACACACGGCUCAAUGGAAGAGGGAUCAGGACGGUAGGUCUAGUGAGACAGGUUGAUACAGGAAGUCGUUUUUAUACAGGUUGAUACAGGAAAUAGUUUUUAUACAGGUUGAUACAGGAAAUAGUUUUUAUACAGGUUGACACAGGAAAGAGUGUGAGACAGAUUGACACAGGAAAGAGUGUGAGACAGAUUGAUACAGGAAAGAGUGUGAGACAGAUUGAUACAGGAAAGAGUGUGAGACAGAUUACACAGGAAAGAGUGUGAGACAGAUUGACACAGGAAAGAGUGUGAGACAGAUUGACACAGGAAAGAGUGUGAGACAGAUUGAA